Drosophila biarmipes is the source of this 1166-nucleotide messenger RNA. RefSeq names its product testis-specific gene A8 protein. The record is from RefSeq and is a predicted model, not a curated record. The transcript is spliced from 2 exons. NCBI's taxonomy places the organism in Eukaryota, Metazoa, Arthropoda, Insecta, Diptera, Drosophilidae. The coding region runs from base 137 to 808 and encodes 223 amino acids.
UAUUUUCAUCUCAGUUUUCCAGUGUGUGGCAACCCUAAAGCUAAGCAAAACAAAAACAGAAAAGAAAUUUAAAAGGUCAUUGUUUAUCCGUAGAAGCGGCUAAAUUUGGAACGGAUUUUGAGUUGGAUAGAAGAGAAUGUCCAGCCCCUGGUUAAACCUAGUGGCUGCAGCACUGCUGCUGCUCCUCUGCCACCAGCAGACCUGUGACGCAGCAGUCACACAGGCGCCUCUAAAGGGGCAGGCCAACCCGGAGCAUAGUGCGCCGGUUGCCGCGGUCGAGCCCAAAAAGCAGUCGGUGAAGAAGGCGCAGCCCGAGGAUCCUCUGGCGGGUCCAAAGGAUUCAAUGGUGGUUGUGGACAAGGGGGGACCUGCUCCGUCUGCACCAGCAGUUCCUACAGCUCCGGCCGCUCCGGCUCCUCCAGCUGCUCCGGCCGCUCCGGCUGCUCCAGCUGCUCCGGCUGCUCCAGCUGCUCCUCCAGCUCCGGCUGUCCCAGCAGCUCCACCCGGCCCACUGCCGGCCCAUUCCACCGGAGACGAUGUGAAACAAUCACAUAUGAGACCUGAGAUGGACUUCCCCGGCCAGGCCGUGGUCUACAUCCUGGUGGGCAUCACCAGUACAGCCAUUCUACUGCUUGUUAUGCGGGUUUAUCGUCUGCGUUUGUCGAGAGCGGAGCGCAAGUACGGCGUGCAGGGCGACCGGGCCAACCAGGAGCUGACCCCACUACCGAUGGCCAUCGAGGACGUGAACAGCGACGAGGAGGACCACACCCUGUUCGAGGUCAAUCGCCAGAACAUACGCAUAUUAUGAAAUAGCAAACACGAGCACACGCCAAAGAUCCAAAGUUUGGCUGCACCGCCAUUUCCGACACCUCUCAGCAGAUCUUGCCUUAUUUCGUAGCUAUUUAAUGCUUUGUAGAUUUGCGCUGUAGCUGCCAGCCAAGUAGCCCACUAAGCCCACUAAUAACUAAGUUCUGUGCAUUUCUCCCACUCGCAGUUGGUUCAGGUUUAACGAAUCAAAAGGAAAACAAAACCACUUGUGAUAGGUAUGUCUAUAAGUACGAAGAUGCCGCUGAAGCCCUGAAGGCAUUAAAAAUCUCAAAAGUACCGAUGCUUUCAACUCGCCACUGCGUGGAUGUUCCAUAUUAAUAAAUGUUAUAUUAAAUGUA